Molecule: messenger RNA, 951 nt
Organism: Culex quinquefasciatus (southern house mosquito)
Lineage: Eukaryota; Metazoa; Arthropoda; Insecta; Diptera; Culicidae
Product: trypsin-2
Exons: 2
Coding region: 122-916 (264 amino acids)
Biological process (GO): proteolysis
Molecular function (GO): serine-type endopeptidase activity
Source: RefSeq, a predicted model, not a curated record
GUAGUGCCCAACAAGCCCGUUCAUCGACGACUACCGUUUCGCCGAUAAGAUAGUGAUCGAUGCGCUACCUAAUUGGUGUCUGCGAAGCUAUCACCAGUCUCUUCCGACCACCUGAUCAAUCAUGAAGUUCUUCACGGCGGUGCUGCUAGUCCUCCCAAUGGCGCUCAAUGCCAAGCUUCUGGAACCCAUCCUCGUAGGAGGUUCGACCUCACCCUGGGGAACCUUCCCGUCGGCAGCCUUCCUCAGCACAUCCGCCCUCCGAUAUUGUGGAGCGGCCGUAAUCCACCCGGAGUUUGUGCUAACGCUUGCCCAGUGCGUCUACGAUGUUGAGAAGCUGCGCCGGUUGAACACCACCGAGAUUGAGGUUAUCGCCGGGGACAUUAACAUCGUUCCGGCGUCGUACGAUCGACAGACGCGCGAUGCGCUGGAAGUGAUCGUGCAUCCAAAUUACACCGUGCACAACCACCGGAAUGAUCUGGCACUGGUGCGGGUUGAUAGACCGUUCCAUUUGCCUGCCAAUACGGUAGAUGUUGUACGGCGGAGAAGUCGGAUCGUACCGAAUGGAGCGUACUGCGAGAUGCCCGGGUGGGGUUUGCAGCGGGGGACCCCACUGGGAUCGUCAACGCUGGAUCAACGAUUCCUUAAUGUUGAGAUUCUCGAUCGAGACCUGUGCAACGAGAUCAACAUCCACGCUGGUAAUGUCCGCGAAAGCAUGAUCUGUGGUGGAAACCUUUACCAGAAUGCAAACGCACCCUGUAGUGGAAACCUUGGAUCACCGCUUUACUGUGACGACGAGCUGACCGGACUGCUUUCCUUCGGGGUCAACUGUGGCAUUGCGAAUGAUCCCCCGGUGUUUACACAGGUGCGCUUCUUCAAUCGGUGGAUCGAUCAGCAGAUCGUCAAUCGUGUUUCGUGAAAAUUUAACGAAUGAUUCAAUAAACACCCAUUUUA